This is a messenger RNA of Alosa sapidissima (American shad), 938 nucleotides long. RefSeq names its product butyrophilin-like protein 8. Bases 30 to 632 code for a protein of 200 amino acids. NCBI's taxonomy places the organism in Eukaryota, Metazoa, Chordata, Actinopteri, Clupeiformes, Clupeidae. The transcript is spliced from 2 exons. The record is from RefSeq and is a predicted model, not a curated record.
UGUAUUUGUUGUGUAACAUAGUGAGAUAAAUGGCUCUCAGUUGUCUCUGUUUUACAGGGGAUUUCCAGGUAGUUGGUCCAAAGGGUCCUCUUUCUGCUGUUGCUGGUGAAGAACUGGUCCUUCCCUGCUCCCUGAAGCCCAGUACGAAUGCUGAAGGGAUGACUGUGGAGUGGUUUAGACUGGACCAGACAGGACAGAGUUCCUCAGUGCACCUUUAUAAAGACCACACCGACAUGAACACCAAACAAAUGCCGUCUUACAGGGGCAGAACAUCCCUCUUCAAGGACGAACUUAAGAAAGGAAAUGCUUCACUGCACCUCAAACAACUGCGCGUUGCUGAUACAGGAUACUAUAAAUGCUUGAUAGUGUCUAAAGACUACGGUUAUGUCUCAAUACAACUCAAUGUUAUUGCCGUAGGUUCACAGCCAGUGAUUUCUUUGGAUAAAGUUGAUGGAGAAGGAUUCAGCUUAGUGUGUGAAUCCUCUGGAUGGAACCCUGAGCCAUCAGUUGAUUGGUCUGACGGCAAGGGGAGAACACUAUCAGCUGACCCCACAGAGUGGAACUCUGAUGGGUUCACGGUCAGACGACGCCUGGUUGUGGAAGUGGGAAAAGAACAGCGAGUACAUCUGUAGAGUCUCCCGGGCUGACAAAAUGAAGGAGACCAUCUUUCACAUUAAUGGUGCUUCAGUUUUUCGCUACUUUUAUAAUAUGACUGAAUUUCUAACGUUACCAUAUUGUACAGAGAUUCAUGUUUCUGUUUUUGCACCUUUUUUGUCUUAACUGUCUUAACUGACUCAAUGUUUUUUUUUUUUUACCUUUUGUAGAAGGAUGGUUUCAUUUUCCAGAACAUCUAUUAAUCACUGCGUCAUUACUGGCUGUGUUUUUUGCUCUGAUCUGUUUGCUUCUUUUGUUUUAUCUUUGUGGGGGUGUAGAGUGGU